This is a messenger RNA of Arabis nemorensis, 1140 nucleotides long. The record is from the annotation of a GenBank genome assembly. Lineage: Eukaryota; Viridiplantae; Streptophyta; Magnoliopsida; Brassicales; Brassicaceae.
AUGGUUACUUCUUCAUCUAGCAUCCUUUGUAAUGCCGGCGAAUCAGACCUUUGUCGCGAUGCUUCCGCUGCGUUUCUACUUAAAUUAGUAGCCAUUGCAUCCAUUCUAUUAGCUGGAGCUGCAGGUGUAGCUAUUCCACUUAUUGGCAGGAACCGCCGGUUCCUUCAAACCGAUGGUAGUCUCUUUGUGGCUGCUAAAGCCUUUGCAGCAGGUGUGAUUCUCGCCACGGGGUUUGUUCACAUGUUGGCGGGUGGCACGGAAGCUUUGACCAACCCGUGUUUGCCAGAAUUCCCUUGGUCCAAGUUUCCUUUCCCAGGGUUCUUUGCAAUGGUUGCUGCUUUAAUCACUUUGCUUGUGGAUUUCAUGGGGACGCAGUACUAUGAGCGUAAGCAAGAGAGGGAAGCUACUGAGUCUGAUGAACAGCCUGGUCGUGAACAAUCACCGGGUAUUGUUGUUCCAAUGGCUGCUGAAGGAGCAAGCAUUGAGAAAGUGUUUGGAGAAGAAGACAGUGGCGGGAUUCAUAUUGUUGGCAUUCAUGCUCAUGCUGCUCACCAUAGACAUAGUCACCCUUCUGCUCAUGGUUCAUGUGACGGACACCUAGUGGAGCUAGGCAUGUCGUUGUUUCUCAGGUACAAAAUCUCUAUUCCGUUUUUGUUGAUUCUUGUAGAAUUGCAAAUGUACUAUGUUCUGGAGCUUGGAAUCGUAUCACACUCGAUUAUCAUCGGUAUUUCCCUUGGAGUAUCUCAGUCUCCUUGCACGAUACGGCCUCUAAUCGCAGCACUAUCGUUCCACCAAUUCUUUGAAGGAUUUGCGCUCGGUGGAUGCAUCUCCCAAGCGCAAUUCAAGAACAAAUCAGCAACCAUAAUGGCUUGCUUUUUCGCCCUAACAACACCGAUAGGGAUAGGGAUCGGAACUGCCGUGGCAUCGUCUUUCAAUUCUCACAGCGUCGGAGCAUUGGUCACAGAAGGUAUCUUGGAUUCACUCUCAGCCGGGAUUCUUGUGUACAUGGCUUUAGUAGAUCUGAUAGCUGCAGAUUUCUUGAGUAAGAGAAUGAGCUGUAACUUUAGGCUUCAAAUUGUUUCUUAUUUGAUGUUGUUCCUCGGAGCUGGACUCAUGUCUUCCCUUGCUAUUUGGGCUUAG